This is a messenger RNA of Dothidotthia symphoricarpi CBS 119687, 3209 nucleotides long. RefSeq lists its product as uncharacterized. The transcript has 4 exons. Bases 177 to 2843 code for a protein of 888 amino acids. The record is from RefSeq and is a predicted model, not a curated record. Lineage: Eukaryota; Fungi; Ascomycota; Dothideomycetes; Pleosporales; Dothidotthiaceae.
UUUUUGCUUGUUGCGCGUUCGUGAGGCCCACGUUGGGCGAGUACACAUCGUCAGCCUUUCGUCGUUAAGGCCACCAGCCCGAGGAUCGAGUGUCGGGCAUCUCAGGCCAUCGCGUGCGCAGUUUCUGAAAUUCUUCUAAUCCAGUUUGGCCGCCCACAGCGGCCCGCCUGUGCAUCAUGUCCACUUUCUCUCAGCAAUACCAGUUUCAGGAACAACCACAAUUCUUCGAUCCACGUGCGUUUGGAUAUGGCCAAUAUGACGUCCUACGGCCGAAGACACCAACUGACUCCUUGCUCAACCAUACUGGGCUAUCACCCGGUCCACUUUUCACCACGCCGCCAUUGAGUCGCAAUCCCUCGCAGCAACCGGAACUACCUCAAGAUCAGCUGCCCGAGCACAUGUUUUGGGAAGACCAUGGCAGCCUCUCGAAUUCCCCAACGUCUGUGAGGACACCGGACCCCGACUCAUUCGAGGUUGAAAUGCUCGACUCAACCUUACGCAGCUACUACCAAAGUGGAAAUACAAUGUCGACCCAAGCCCCACAGGAUGCCAUCCCGGUGAUGGACACGGGCAUGUUCUUGACUCCUCAAGGUACUAUCAGUGACCAAGCAAUCCAAGCAGCGUUCAAUGCUACUAUGGCUGAAGCUCAACAGUACCAGCAACAGUUCAAUAUGCAAGCCUAUCAAGAGCAGCAACAGCAACAUCAGCUACAACUGCAGCUGCAGCAACAGCAACAGCAACAACACCAACACCAUAUGCUCGCGAUACAACCACCACAUAACUUUUUUGAUCAAAGCUAUACUACCCAACCGCCUCGACGUGGUCCCUGGACUGGUCAAGGGCCUUCAAGGUCAUCAAUGGUACCGCGGUCGGGUCAUGUUGUCUUUGAUCCAUCCACUGAUCAUGUGAACUAUUCCGAGUUCCUACACGAUGUAGACUCCUGGACGAUGAACUCUACGGACCCUUCUUAUCUAGUGUCACCCAGCGAACCUAUGGCGCCCCCGUUGGACAAUAUAUUCUCCAUGGCAACGCAACCUUAUGUGCAAUAUCCGCUCGUUCCUGUUCCUUAUCCUCAGAUGCAAGCUCAGAGUCCAGUCGAGAUGCGCAUCACUGGAGCCUCACCUACUCCGGAUGCUCAGAAUUUUGUGAACUUCAACGCAUCGUCAACUCUGUUUACGGAAAACUACAUCACGGGAUAUCAGCUCCCUCCUUCGUCACCAGGCACAUCAUCAAUUGAUCAAUACCCGCACUCUCCGCUUCAACAAGCUCUGAGCCCGCAAGCUUCAGCACCUAGUCCCAGUAGUUCAGAUGGCAGGGUUUCAUCCUACCAGCACUCGGACCCUGGUGUCAUGAUCACACAAUUCUCGAUACAGCAACCAAACUAUUCAGCGCUCCAGUCAGAAAAUUCGUUACAAGUCAACUUUCCAGCCCAAGGAAGCAUCCCGGAAACGACAUUCGAUGCGUCUCCAGAACCCGAGUCUUCUAGAAAUGGGACAAGGCAGCUGAACAAGUCUGGCGGCAGAACACUUGGAACACAUCUGGAACCUACAGUAGCCAAAGCAGCACAUGACAUGCGGAAGAUAGUAGCGUGUUGGCACUGUGUGCUGCAGAGGGAUAAAUGUGGACCGGGUGAUACAUGCGAACGAUGCUUGAAGCGCUCCCAGCGUCCGAACGCCGAUUGUGGUUUGGGGUGCUCGCGUAUCAAACUCAUUGAUUUAUCAGACUCGUUCCUUCCUAUUCUCGUCACGCAGAUGCAUGAGAACAAACACCUCGAGACGUUUGUUACUCAGCACAUUCAACAAUGGGGCAACGUCGAGAUGACGGUCAUGAUGACCUGUGGUCAGCAUCACAUGCCUAGAUUUCCAGUCAAGGUAUACGAGUUUGUUCCUAGAGGAAACGCAUUGUUGGUACAGAUACAGUACAGGACGGACCCGGUUACACAUGAGAGAAUUGCGAUCGAGAAGCAGAGCCCAGCAUUAGGUAUGGUGUUGAUCAACCACAGCGAUGAGAAGCGGUACGAAAGAUACAUCAACGAGAUUGUUGAACACCACCUUGAUGCAUUUGGUGAGAUUUGUUGGAUGGAGGAUGAUAACGAUUUCCAACAAAGGCUCUUCAAGCUGAUGACAAGGGUCAAGCCGAAGAGCGACGACGAGGCCAACUUAUUCCGCGAUGUGUACCGCCUUAUUGUCGUCACCUUCAUAAUGUCCCACACCCUGACCAUCGCCGAAGAGACCAAAGUCUCAACCCUAUCGCGCAUGCAUUCCUAUGGCGGCGGCAACUCCUACGUCCAAAACUACACCUCACCCCGCAUGACGAACCGACAGCUCAAAUACUUCUUCUCGCGGCUGCAACGCUCAAUCCAAAACAGUCUCCUCAACCGGCUCCAGCAAAUGUUCAAGUCGUCCAAAGGCUGCGACAAGUGGCUCGCCGCCUUCCUCGCCGUCGUAGGAAUGUGCAUGGCGCUCGAAGACCAGCAGAAAACCGUGCACCUCGUCAUGGCAACGCGGUCCGCAACAGAGGGCCUCGACCCCCGCGCCGCGCAGGAACAGGCCGACGUCGCGUGCCGCGAAAUCGAUACCCGCAUCCACUUCAUCCAGCAGAUCUUCCGCUGGAAAUACAACCGCAAGUGUAACCCCCUGGUCAACCCGGACCACGCGUGGGACCAGGAGGUGGGGUUUGGUGAUGCGACAAGCGUUAGUUUUGUGCGCCAGGUUGCGCAGCUGGUUAAGGAGAAUUCGGAUUACCUCCAGCAACGGCGCGUGGUUAGCAUUUCGCCUGCUAACCAGGGCCAGUAUACGGCUCGGCUUGUCGGCGGGUUCUUGCUCUCGUUCUGGAUGCCUUGAUCUAAUACUCACAUAUUCGCUGUUUCGUUGUCGAACUUGCGUAUCAUGUUUUAUGAAUGGGGUGGCAUUACUCAGACGAUGUGUUACACUCUCUUGCGCACAUGUUGGAAUACGUUUGGAUCGCUUUUCUUCGCUUUGCUUACGACGCGACGUACCUUGUUUACAUCUCACGGCCUUUUUCCUUCUUUUCUUUCCAUGGGGUGGUCUUUUGAUUAACGGCCGCUUUUUUCAUGAUCUUGUAUUUUGGUAUACCCUUUUUUUCUGUUUUUCUUUCGGUCGUCUCCAUUGGUUGUAGGGUUGUAGGGUAGGGUAGGGUAGUGUGAAGUGCGUUGGAGCACGUAAUCAUGUCAUGUCAUGUCAUGAUGU